AUGCCACCAAGCAAGCAGUCCCAUUUCAACAAUCUCUCGGACGCAGGACAGGUCAUCAGAGCACCAGGGCAUGUUGCCAAGCCGACAUCAGUCAGCCCGCCAGCUGGUGAGCAGAAUGAAACCGCCAAGAGGCUUGACAGAAAAGGGACCCAAGAAGGGUCGCCAAGCCAUCAGCCGGCAGGAGGCUCUGAGACUCAGUGGAAGACGGACCAGCCACCAGCUGAGGGUGUCAGGGCAACUAAGAACGUGAAGAGAGAGAAGCGAUAG
This is a messenger RNA of Protopolystoma xenopodis, 267 nucleotides long. NCBI's taxonomy places the organism in Eukaryota, Metazoa, Platyhelminthes, Monogenea, Polystomatidea, Polystomatidae. The record is from the annotation of a GenBank genome assembly.